Molecule: messenger RNA, 433 nt
Organism: Nanorana parkeri
Lineage: Eukaryota; Metazoa; Chordata; Amphibia; Anura; Dicroglossidae
Product: cytochrome c oxidase protein 20 homolog
Exons: 4
Coding region: 58-414 (118 amino acids)
Biological process (GO): mitochondrial respiratory chain complex IV assembly
Cellular component (GO): mitochondrion; mitochondrial inner membrane
Source: RefSeq, a predicted model, not a curated record
CUCUAUGGUCUGUGGCGGGCGGACUCGGUGGAAGUCUGAAGGUUGUUGCCAACCAACAUGGCGGACACGGGAGAUGAGACAUCCAAAGACAAGUCAUUCAAGUUGUUGUGGCUCCUUGAUGUGAAAAACACACCAUGUGCACGCGAGUCUUUAUUGUAUGGGUCAGUGGGAUCGUUGGUGGUUGGAGUUGGAAAUUUUCUUGCAACAAGUCGGGUGAAGCGGUCGUGUGAUUUGGCUGUUGGAGGAUUUCUUCUCACCACUCUUAGUUUCUGGAUGUACUGCAGAUACAACCAUGCAAGACUCAGGAUACAGCAGAGAAUGGUACAAGAAGGCCUUAGAAAACAGGUCAUGUAUGAAGGUAGCCCCAAGGAUCCAAAUUUCAGAGACAGCCAAAAAAGUGAUUCAGACCAGUAACCAGAGCCGUGGACUGCCA